ACACGCGCCUGAAAUACGUAUUUACAGUGCCGUGUCUGUACAUACAUACUCAAUACUCAGACAUUUGAGCGGAGUUCCGUUUCAAGAUGGCGAACGUAACAGCGGCGUAUGGGAAUGAAAGUUUGACUUCAAAUGUGACGGAAGCAUAUGAACCGAAGGCCAAUUCACCAUGGGACGAUGCCACAUGGAUUCUCACCAGUGCUUUUAUCAUAUUUACGAUGCAGUCUGGUUUUGGCUUGCUGGAGAGCGGAAUGGCGAGUAGGAAGAACGAAGUUAACAUCAUGUUGAAGAACGUAGUGGAUGUUGUGUUUGGUGGGAUCACCUACUGGUCCCUGGGGUACGGCUUGACGUUUGGUGGGGAUGCAGGGGCCAACGGUUUCACUGGUGUGGGAUACUUCUUUCUUAAUCCAGACGGAGAAAACAUUGGUAACAUCUACUCCAAAUUCGUGUUUCAAGCCUCCUUUGCAACAACAGCAACAACGAUCGUAUCAGGUGCAAUGGCUGAACGGACCAAACUGAUGGCAUACAUCGUCUUCUCUCUCUUAAACACUUUCGUUUACUCGUUCCCCGCUCACUGGGUGUGGGCGGACGAGGGCUGGCUGAAGAAGCUUUACGUUGUUGAUGUGGCUGGAGUGGGGCCGGUCCACCUUGUUGGGGGAGUGACUGCACUCAUUGCAGCAAUUAUGCUGAAACCCAGAAAAGGACGUUUCAAGAAGGACAGUAGGAUCUACCAGCACAUACCUUCUUCCAACCCUGUAAAUACUCUCUUGGGACUUUUCAUGCUCUGGUGGGGCUGGCUGGGUUUCAAUUGUGGAAGCACAUUUGGAAUAAGCGGAGGCAAAUGGAAACUUGCUACCAGAGCCGCAGCGACAACAAUUCUAGCGUCAUGUGGCGGUGGAAUAACGGCGUUUAUCAUCAGCUAUAUAUUUCACAAGAGAAAAUACAUCAUUCCCCUCAUUGUUAAUGGAAUUCUUGGUUCUCUGGUAUCUGUCAGCGCAAUCUGCGCAGUGACAACAACGUGGGCAGCCGUAAUAAUAGGGUCCGUUGGAGCUAUUAUCGCUGCCUUGAGUGACCUUAUGUUGUUCAAGCUGAAGAUUGAUGACCCAGUCGGGGCCAGCUCUGUACACCUGUUUUGUUCUAUCUGGGGUCUUCUUUGUUGUGGUAUCUUUGCUCAGAAAGAUCAGAUUCAAGGGGAGUUCAACUUUAACCAUGGUCUACUUUGGGGUGGAGGAUGGUACCUCCUCGGCGUCCAGACUCUCGCUGUCGUAACAAUCAUCCUCUGGUCAGCAAUGAUGUCCGUUAUCAUCCUCAAGGUCAUCGACCUGGUUAUCGGUCUGAGGGUGUCAGCAGAGGAAGAGAUUGUUGGUGCAGACUUCUUUGAACACAACAUCAUGCCUCCCAAUGGGGUAAUGCCAGUUCUUGCAAAGCACUUCAAGACCAAGCGAUCCGCGAACAAAACUAAGGACGACGGAGGGGACGAACAGGUUGUUGCUGAUGAGAAACUAUGCUUCUGUUUCAUUAAGAAAAAGACUAUCGUGGCAAUAAGACGGAAGAGGGGCAAUAGUGAUAAGGAAGAGGACGAAUCGAAAGGUGACGAGCUUCAGACGGAGAAGAAAGCGUUGGACAUCUUCAGGAAACACGCUAAGAAGGAAGGGAAAGCAGAAGAAGAUGUUAUCAGUGACAUAACAGAAAGUGAAACUGCGGCUGGAGUGCAGUUUACCAACUUUGGUUUCAUCAAAGAUGAGAAUGAGCCAGAGAAGAGUUAUGGAGCAAACCCAGUUGACGAUAUAAAAGGUGACUGAUCUGACGUUGUUGUCAAUGUGCAUGUCAUAACAAGGGGCGUUAUUGUUGGUUGUUACCCGUGAGUUUUUCAUUUUGUUUUACCGUUUGUUACACGCCUUCAAUCUUACAAAUGAUUACUUUAACGCUGCCUUCAUUAGCAUUUCAUUUAUAUCACGCCGUGCAAGCCUUACAUCGGAGCAAAGCGAUACACGUGGAUCAACACGUAUUGGCAAAACCGCAAGGCAAGAAAACAUCAAUCCACACUUCUAUAAAUGUGGAGAAACACUUCCUACACUCCAUGUCUUGACGACAGAAGUUGUUCUGAUUGUGACGGUAUUUCUGCGAUUAUAUUGUCACAAAUGACAUCUAGUAAGUAUUAAUUAAAGUUGUGGCAAUGCUCCCCUUUGCUUCUUGUAUCACUACUCCUCUUGUACCAAGGCAUAUGUAAAUCGUAUCUAACUUCCCGUACAUGACUACUACAAAUCGGUUUCAAUUCCGGAGAUAUGUGAAGACUUAAACCUUCACUGGUAAAUGAUCCGUCCAAACGUUUUGGGCCAGAGGUUGGUGACAACAGCUCUAUAACAAAACAUAAUGAUUCAUGAUAAUUUGAUGUACCUGUUAUAUAUUUUCUUGGAUAUAUUGUACGUAUUAGUAAGUGCUAUUUACAAAAGACAUGCUUGACAAAUCAGUGAGCUUUGUGCACGUUUCUCAAAGAUAUUUGCAGUGGCAACGAAUGUUUAUUUUCAUUUCUCAUUUCAGCUUUAAGCAAACGUUUAUGUAUUUGUUUUGGAGAAAAUAAAAAAGUGCUCAUUGAA
Molecule: messenger RNA, 2597 nt
Organism: Haliotis rubra (blacklip abalone)
Lineage: Eukaryota; Metazoa; Mollusca; Gastropoda; Lepetellida; Haliotidae
Product: putative ammonium transporter 3
Exons: 9
Coding region: 87-1802 (571 amino acids)
Biological process (GO): ammonium transmembrane transport; ammonium homeostasis
Cellular component (GO): membrane
Molecular function (GO): ammonium channel activity
Source: RefSeq, a predicted model, not a curated record